AUGGAGUCUUUUUUGGAUGAUCGAUUAGCAAAGCUCCAAUUUUUUUUCCAAUUUGCCAAGAUUGGAAGUGAGAAGCGUUUGUUUCGCCGAGUCCACAAGCUAUGUUUCCUUCAACUAUGGAAGAAUGCAGCUAAUUAUCUUGCAAAGAAGGGUUCCCAAAAGAAACGACACGGAAAGGUUCAGCAGAGUGACAUAUAUGCAUGGGUGUCGAAAGGCAACAGGCUAUCGGUUCCAUCGCCCAGAGGAAGACAGGGAACAACCUGUCACUCUGUUCCUGUAUCUUUACCUACUCCUUCACUUAUUAACCACCUGUCCUUGACCUUAGAGACACAUUUAAUCCCUCAUAUAUCUAAACAACUUGUGGUCUAA
Messenger RNA from Dovyalis caffra, 369 nucleotides. Lineage: Eukaryota; Viridiplantae; Streptophyta; Magnoliopsida; Malpighiales; Salicaceae. The record is from the annotation of a GenBank genome assembly.